Messenger RNA from Neoarius graeffei (lesser salmon catfish), 1232 nucleotides. RefSeq names its product actin related protein 2/3 complex, subunit 4, like (gene arpc4l). Lineage: Eukaryota; Metazoa; Chordata; Actinopteri; Siluriformes; Ariidae. Gene Ontology annotation, biological process: actin filament polymerization; Arp2/3 complex-mediated actin nucleation. The record is from RefSeq and is a predicted model, not a curated record. Gene Ontology annotation, cellular component: actin cytoskeleton; Arp2/3 protein complex. The transcript has 6 exons. Gene Ontology annotation, molecular function: actin filament binding. Bases 95 to 601 code for a protein of 168 amino acids.
GCGCAGAAGGCGGGAUAUUUAUGAAUACGGGUGGGGGUGAAAAUAACACCAGGCGUGGCGUAAAUACUUCCGCCUUUCUCAAAGGACCACAAAAAUGACGGCGACCUUGCGUCCGUACCUGAACGCCGUGCGUGCCACCCUUCAGGCGGCCCUGUGUUUGGAGAACUUCUCCUCUCAGGUGGUAGAACGGCACAACAAGCCAGAGGUGGAGGUCAGGAGCAGCAAAGAGUUGCUGUUGCAGCCGGUGGUGAUCAGCCGCAACGAUAAGGAGAAAGUCCUGAUCGAGGGCUCCAUCAACUCGGUACGGGUCAGCAUCGCCGUCAAACAGGCGGAUGAGAUCGAGAAGAUCCUGUGCCACAAGUUCAUGCGCUUCAUGAUGAUGAGAGCAGAGAACUUCUUCAUCCUGCGAAGGAAACCUGUGGAGGGCUAUGACAUCAGCUUCCUCAUCACCAACUUCCACACGGAGCAGAUGUAUAAGCACAAGCUGGUGGACUUUGUCAUCCAUUUCAUGGAGGAAAUCGACAAAGAGAUCAGCGAGAUGAAGCUGGCUGUCAACGCACGCGCUCGCAUCGUCGCCGAGGAAUUCCUCAAAAACUUUUGAGGACCUGUCUCUGCACUCUUUAUGGAGUUUCCUGGAGAGAGAGAGAGAGAGAGACAUCGCAGGCUUUUAAAGCUCAGCAGGAGCUCAUCGUCAGUGAAUCAACCGUCAAAAACGAACCCGAGGAGCGACCGGCCGACCGACCGACCUGCGACAUCGUACGCAGCGUCCCCUUGUCCCCCUUUUCGCCUUCUGUCUUCUGUUUAAGGUGCUUCUUGUUCCCAUGAAUAUUGAUAAUUGCACAUUUGAACAUAAACAAACGUUAACUCCCUUUUUCUGUGGAAAAAAAAAUACUCAAGGUCAAGGCAGGUCCUUAAAGUAUUAUUCAAAUAUCUAUUAAUAUUGAUGGGGACAGGAAAUACCGUUUCCACCUCGUUUGUAAAGGCUCCAGUGGCUUGAAUUCUCAUUCUGUUUCGUCUUUUAUAUACUCCGUGUGUUGGAUUUUUUUUGUUUGUUUUUGUUAUUAAGGAAAAAUAAUAAUACGUGGUAUCACGACAGGAAAAAAGUAGGUGUUUAUAUUUUGACCUGAUUCUGAUUCCAGGUGAAAAGUAAAAGUAAAAUGAAUGACUGCAAAAAAAAAAUGUAAAAGUGAUGGUAGCGAUAAAACCAAUAAAGAUAUAUUGCGCUUUGUGUA